Messenger RNA from Sinocyclocheilus grahami, 1915 nucleotides. Its product is annotated as tomoregulin-2-like. NCBI's taxonomy places the organism in Eukaryota, Metazoa, Chordata, Actinopteri, Cypriniformes, Cyprinidae. The transcript is spliced from 14 exons. The record is from RefSeq and is a predicted model, not a curated record. Gene Ontology annotation, molecular function: protein binding. Bases 1 to 1452 code for a protein of 483 amino acids.
AUGCCGGAGGCCGGAACCAGCACUGGCUUCGAUGAUCAAGAGUUUGACCGCUUUACGAACCCGCGUGACAGGUCGAGUAAAAUUUGCGCUGUGCUGCGACAGACACGCAGACCGCGACAGGAGAAUCGGACACAUGUAGUUUUAAUUACAAUAUAUUGCUUUUUUUGUAUAUUACCAGUGAAGCAACUUUGCGCCUUCCCAUCAUCGCUGAGCGACUGUCAAACACCCACCGGGUGGAACUGCUCCGGGUUUGAGGAGCAGGACACUGAUCUUUUUCUGUGCGACACCAACACAUGCAAGUUUGACGGCGAGUGUCUGCGAAUUGGGGACACGGUGACGUGCAUCUGUGAUUUUAAGUGCAGCAGUGACUAUGCUCCAGUGUGCGGAUCUAACAGCGAGAGCUAUGAGAACCAUUGUCUCCUGCGCAAAGACGCCUGUAAAUUGCAAACAGAGGUGCUGGUGGUGUCAGAGGGUGCCUGUCCUGUCGAUGCUGGCUCUGGAUCAGGGGAUGAUGUUAACGAGGGUUCAGCAGAGAUCAGUCAGAAGGAGACAUCAACGUGCGACAUUUGUCAGUUUGGGGCCGAGUGCGACGAGGAUUCUGAGGACGUGUGGUGUGUGUGCAACAUCGAUUGCUCCCACAUCAGUUUUAAUCCAGUCUGUGCAUCAGACGGCCGUUCCUAUGACAACCCCUGCCAGGUGAAAGAGGUGUCGUGUCAGAAGCAGGAGAGGAUUGAGGUCAAAUACCUCGGACAUUGUAAGGAGGAGAGAGACCAGGUGAGCGAGGUACCAUGGGGUCUUUACAUCCCGUGUCCGGAGCGUUACAAGAACUACUGUGUCCAUGGAGAGUGCGAGUAUCCUAGCAACCUCUCGCCCCCCACCUGCAGUUGUCAUUCGGGCUUCAUUGGUCCGCAGUGUGACAGGAAGGACUAUAACGUGAUGUACGUGGUACCUGGUUCGGUAAAGCUGCGUUACGUUCUAAUCGCAUCCAUCAUUGGGGCUCUGCAAGUGGCCAUUAUCUGCCUCGUAGUGCUUUGCAUCACACGUUUUGUUUUUCCUGUGGCUGAGAAGGACAAGGAGAGAGACCAGGUGAGCGAGGUACCAUGGGGUCUUUACAUCCCGUGUCCGGAGCGUUACAAGAACUACUGUGUCCAUGGAGAGUGCGAGUAUCCUAGCAACCUCUCGCCCCCCACCUGCAGUUGUCAUUCGGGCUUCAUUGGUCCGCAGUGUGACAGGAAGGACUAUAACGUGAUGUACGUGGUACCUGGUUCGGUAAAGCUGCGUUACGUUCUAAUCGCAUCCAUCAUUGGGGCUCUGCAAGUGGCCAUUAUCUGCCUCGUAGUGCUUUGCAUCACACGAAGGUGUCCACGUGAGAAUCGGAUAGCACGGCAGAAACAAAACGUUCCACACUUCAACUCGGCAAACACCCUGCGGGCCUCCACCAGACUCAUCUGACGAGCCCUUAAACUUAGUGUGACAUGUGCUAAAGACAGCAGAGAAAAAGGCCCCAGGGAAUUGUGGGAACACACACCCCUCCAGACAGGUGUUGCUGGGUGUGUGUAAGAACUGAGGCGGGACUCCUGGCAGUGUGCAAACCUUAUCGUCCCUGGAUUCCCGUAGGACGCAAACAGGGGACAGCCUCACGGGACGGGCCUGCAGUGGUUUUUCCACCUGGCCUGCAGGCUGGAGUCAGACUCAGUGGGAAAGAGAACAGGCAGUCUGUUUCGUCAGAGCGUACAGCCAAAAACAGCCCUUCCCUGGGGUUGCAACAAUCUGGAAGAGAGAAGUGCUUGUGGAUAGAUGGAUGGAUGGAUGGAUGGAUGGAUGAUAGAUGGAUGACUGGAGAGGUGUGCCACAUGUUGCCUUGUAUUUGUUGUCAAUGACACCAUCGAAGAAAUGAGCUCUCCAGGGCUCUCUU